This is a messenger RNA of Vollenhovia emeryi, 1506 nucleotides long. RefSeq lists its product as uncharacterized. NCBI's taxonomy places the organism in Eukaryota, Metazoa, Arthropoda, Insecta, Hymenoptera, Formicidae. The record is from RefSeq and is a predicted model, not a curated record. The coding region runs from base 756 to 1010 and encodes 84 amino acids. The transcript has a single exon.
UCUGGAAACGACAGCUUUGAUAUCGUCUCACGAUCGAUCACGCGGCAGUUUUUUCUCAGUCUCAGUGAGAGAGCAUUCAGUCGUAACGAUCGCUUAUCUUUGGACUCUCCAAUCUACCUCUUCGGACCGUGAACUGCCCCGAAGCCCAGCCUCAUCGGAACGGAGUCACGCAAUCUCGCCCGCGCUGUAGUGCAAUUCUGUAAAUCGUUAUGUAGUCGUUAUGUGGUCAUAACGACAAUUUUCGUUUCGUUAUAGAACGAGAUGUUAUCGUAACGACAAAUGCGAUUCUGUAAGCGAGUAUUAACGAAUUUCGCUAUCGAUACCGAGAAACGCCGGUGAGCUUGUUGUUAUGUGUCGCUAUCGUAACGAGAGGUCCGUCACCCCUCGCUAUAGCUUAACGUCAGUUAAAAGUGUCGGUGUGUAUGAUAAAAUCCUGACCGUGUAUGUCAAGAAACGUGUACUGGAAAAUAUUGUGUGACUUAAACGAUAUUCUUCCAUUCAAGGCAAUCGGUGAGUAAAAUUUUAUAGUAAUUGGUUCUACAGAGUCGAUUUGUGUGCACAGCUUAAUAUUUCGUAACCUAUUUAACAUUAUGUCUCGUCGAAGUGAAAUAGACUCAUUUCUUUCAAUAUUGUAAUAUGAUUCUUAUUUCUAUAAAAUCGUUAACGCGUCAACCGCAUAUAUUUUUUGUAGCAUAUUUUCUGAAGCAUAAUUUAAUCUGGCAUACGUAAAUAAACGUUUAAAAUUUAGAGCGAGCAUGGCCCUUGACUAUUUAGCAUGGGAAAUGAUACUUCUGGAGGAAAGGGCACAUCGGCUGGAACGACGUGUAGAAAGAAGGCUACUGAGAGAUGCUCAAAAUCCUUUUGAGCUGCCACGAGAUGAAUUCAUCGACUAUUUCCGUCUUACUCCAGAACUUGUUAUACAAAUAACGAAUGUGAUACGGGCCGACUUACAGAACAUACGAAUUACCGGCAUAAUGCCAGAAACAAAGGUAACAUUAAAGCAAAAUUAGUAUAAUGGCUUGCAAUAUUAAACUUAACAUUAUUUAAUUACAAUGUACUGAGAAAGCAAAAUAUUUCAGAUGUAAAUUUAUUGAAAUGUAAUUUCCUUGAGAUGCCAAAGUUUAUUUAGAUGAAAUUGUUAUUACAGGUGCUGAUUGCUAUACAAUUUUAUGCUCAAGGCAGCUAUCAAAGAAGUGUCGGCAAUCAAUAUCAAUUUAAUGUUAGCCAAACUACAACAAGUCGUUGCCUCCAUGCCGUGACUGAUGCAAUCAACCGGCGCUUAUUGCGUAGGUGGGUGAAAUUCCCAAUGACCCAAGAGGAUCGACAGCGAGCACGUGAAAAAUUCUUAGUUGCUGCACAGCCAUUUGAAGGUGCCAUAGGUGCUAUAGAUUGCACUUUUGUUCAUAUUAUAGCUCCUCAUGAACAUGAGGAAGCGUUCAUUAACCAUCAUGGUAACCAUUCCCUGAACGUGCAAGCUGUAAGUGCUUAGCAAGUAUAUACUGUGGA